GCGAGUUAGUUUAUGUAUGAGAAUUCCACUAAGAAGAGAAACUUCUGGCCGUCAUGGCCGCUUCAUUAGGGCCCGCUUUAUUCCUCUAUAUCACUCUUGUUUUUCUAGUAACGCAUAGAAUAUGUUUGAUGCAGUGCAAUCCAAUGCCUGGGCCAGGCAUGUAUCACGGGGAUAUGGGCGAUCUUCGCUUUUCUGGGGGCCACGUGGAGGGCGAUGGAUCUGUGCGCGAUAGAAGAGUUCCCCAGAAUACAAGACAGAUCCGUUUUGAUCCGCCAUAUCUAGAUUUUUUAGAGCAACCUGUUGGUAUGCCUAUUGUUCAAACGGUUACCAUUAGUAACCCGCAUCCAGAGCAGAGUUUGCAGCUAAAUUCAAUCUCUGGUAGCACAGGGCAUUUUCAUGCUUCUUUUUUUCGAACCAAAGUAGUCCAGCCAGUUGGUAAUACUACGUUUGAUGUAGUUUUUCUAGCAAGACUCAUAGGCAGUGCCGAAAACACAUUAUUUAUUCACACAUCAAAAGGGGUUUAUCCCUACCAGGUCUUUGGUGUGGGGAUCCCAAACCCCUACAGGCUGAGACCAUUCCUUGGUGCUAGAGUUCCUGUUAAUUUCUCCUUUACAUCUUUAAUUAAUAUGCACAAUCCCUACAGUAGUCCAUUACAGGUUGUAGAGAUGUAUUCCAGUGGCCAGGAUCUUCAUCUAGAGCUACCAUCAGGUCGAGAUGAGGCACCUCAGGGAUACUGGGAAAUUCCUCCAUAUGAGACCAAGACUCUAAUGAGAGUUAGCUUUGUCAGUCAUGCUGCAAAUAAUCACACAGCGUUUAUUCGCAUCAAGACCAGCACGCCUGCUCCAUCUAAUGAGUUCCUAAUACUUCCUGUGGAAGUUGAAGUCACAACAGCUCCUGGGCUGUUUUCCUCAGUUGAUAUGAUUGAUUUUGGUACACUUAGGACGAUGGAUGAGCCAAAAACUGUAGGAAUAUAUUUACUAAAUUCUGGUCCUAAACAAGUCCAUGUGUCGUCAGUUGCAGUAGAACCAGGCAACAGUGCUGUGUCAGUCACAUUUUCGCCAGUAGUAUUAAAGCAGUUGUCCAAAUAUUCGAAAGUUGCUUCUAUUACAUAUUCUGCAUAUCAUGUUAAACGCAGCAGACAAUUUACUGGAAAGAUUGUCAUAAAAACUAACAGCAAAUCUACCCCGAAGAUGGAGAUUCCUUACCAGGCUAAUGUUCUACAAGGGACCAUAGCAUAUUCUGUCAGUAAAACACGUUUUUUUGUGGGCAAGCCUCCGUUUCUUCCUGUGGUCCGGGAGCUACCAAUCACAAAUACCUUCAGCUUCUCUGUGAUUAUUUAUGAUGCCACUUUUCCACCAGAAGUACAAAACUUAUUUUCAAUUGUAAAUUUUACCAAGCCAGCACUAAUUAAGCCGCACCAAACAGCCACGCCUUUUUAUGUGCACUUCGUGGCUAACGGAUCAGAUACGUCACUUUCAACUAUUUUGAGAGUCUACACUAAUGCCUCGAUAUUCACCAUUCCUAUCCAUUGUUAUGAUGGCAAGAUCAAGUAUGUGGUGAAUGGUAUUGAAGAAGAUGUAGUGGACUAUGGAACUGUUGGGACUGGAGAAAAUAGAACCAAAACAGUGAAACUUAUUAACAACAACCCUAUAGAAGUAAUAAUAACAAAUAUAACUUGUAACUUAACUUAUGCAAUAAUGAAGCUGAUUGACACUAAGCCUAACAACAACAGUCGCCAUCAUAAAGGCACCUCAUCACAAUCAAAAGAGACUGAUGAACCAGGGAAAAUACAACCUGAUACUAUCAUCAUUAAACCUGCUCAUACCACAACCUUCAGUGUUGAGGUAGUCAUCCCUAAAAAAGAGGGCCAGUUUGCUGGUGAAAUACAAAUCACAACAGACUAUGAGGUGCUUCAUAUACCGAUUUAUUUCCGUGCAUUGGAUGGGCAAGUGACACCAUCACCACUUCUUUUGACCUUUCCUCCAACAUUUCCAGGUCGUACAGAGGUCCAGCCUGUUUAUCUUCACAGUACAUUCUCAACCCCUUUAAACUUAGUCACUGUCAGGUGUGACCCUGCUGAUGGGAGGUUUACAUUCAGGCCUUUGAGUAGUGGCUCCACUGUGGAAGCUAAUACAAACGUCCAGUCCCAACCUCCUCGCCACUCAUUUUCAACACAGGUUGGCUCUGUCCAGUUCAAACCAUCUUUUGGUUGCAAAGGGCAGUGUUAUAUGGGCCUUGGAACAGGCACAAGAGGCACAAAGUGGCUCUCUACCUUGACUCUGCCAUCAGAUGUUGGAGACCAUGAUAAUCAAUAUGCUGAGAAGUUGCAGAGGGUGUAUGACUCUUUAAAGCAAUCUGGAAACACAGCGAUGAAUGUAUCUUUAAUUAUCAGCACAGAUCUUGUGAGAAACAUCCCAGUUCAGAUGCAUGCCUCCCUAACAUGGCCCUCUUUGGCUCCUGAUAAACCAGUCAAGUUCCCACUUACUCAUGUUGGUAACUUCUCCACAAAGCAUUUCUUCCUGGAAAACCCUGCUGACGUGCCUGUGGUUGUCCAGGUGUUGCCAUUGUCUGUAUAUCCGCCAGGCUUCCUGGAUGUCAUCUCUGAUAGGUUUGAUACAGAUACCUACAGCCUAGAACAAUCUAAAAACGUGUUUUCAUUACCAGGCUCGUACCAGCCGAAGAAUAUACUGGACAUCGAGCCGUCAGAUUUACAAGAAAAACUAGGGGUUACCCCUGCCGACCAUACCUUAGUCACCAUACUCGGUCCACGCUCCCGGGAGAAGAUCACGGUUCAGUUUUCACCACAGGAUGACCGGUUCAGCAGCUCGGUGCUGUUGUUGCGCAAUAACCUGACGGUAGUGGACAUAGUGGCCGUGCAGGGACAGGGUGCGAGGGGCGAGUUCAUGUUGAACGGCAGAAAGCCGGGACUUGACAGCACACUACUCUUCGAGCUCAAGUCUGUCCACCUUUCAGAGUGUCACAAAGACACUCCCCGUACCCGCACACUGGCACCAAUAUCUGUGAAGAAGGUGCUGACGGCUACGAAUCCCGGCCAGCUCGCUAUCCAGGUCAACUCCAUCAGCAUCAGCGGGUACGAGUGUGAGGGGUAUGGCUUCAAGGUGCUCAACUGCAAGUCCUUCAUCCUUAACCCCAACACCUCGAGAAGGAUCGAGAUAGCGUUUACGCCAGACUUCACCAUGUCUCGUGUGACGCGGAAACUCGAAGUCAAGUCCACGUUUGGCCCCGUUAUGGAAUUCAUGCUCGUUGCUACCAUUCCCCCGCAUCUUCUUCCUCUCUGCGCGGCCGCCACUGGGCGGUCAAACUGGGGACCCAUCGUCCAGGGCAUCAUGGCCAUUGCCAUGGGUGUCGUUUGCGUGUUUGUCGUCAUGGCGGCAUACUCUGAAGCUAAGAAGAUUCUCGGUGUGUGUUUGAGGGAUCGACCGAUAUUCGAUAUGAAUGCUGAAGAGAUUGGUCAAGUAUUUGACCUGAACGCCAUCGCAGGCGUCAAGCCAAAAAUGCACGCAGAGAAUCGCCACGUGAUUCCCAAGCGGAUUCGAUCACAUGACUCCAAAGCAGACGAGAAAACAACUAGCACAAACACCACGGCAUCGGCCUCUACACAAUCACCUACAAAUAACAAUGUAAAUAAGAAUAACGGGAAUGGACCUUCACAGGACUCCGGGAGCACACGGAACAGGAGUCCGAAACAAGCAUCAGCUGGCGAAACAGAUAGAUCUUCAAGGGCUGGUUCGGUUGAUUCUUUAGAUGGAACUAAGAAAAAUAAAGACACCAAGCAGAAGGAAAGUCGCACUAGGAACGCUGAAUCCAGCCGCAAAUCGGACACGUAUAGAGGAGCGAACGAGUCCAGGAGAGACUACAGAGCUCCUGUUGCGGAUAUCGAUGAGCUGAAGCAGUCUAUUGCCAAUGUUCAGGAACAGGAGGAGUAUGUAUUAAGCUCUUAUAUAAGCUGUGCUGAGAACAGAAAAGACACGAAAGAUAACAAAUCCAAAUCUAAAAAGAAAUCUAAGAAUACAAAGCGAGACGAAAAGGAACAAAGAUUCGAGAAUAUAAAGGACCGCGCGGCUCCAUCUCAGGAUAGGUACGACGAUGCCUACUCCGAUGAUAGCGGAAGUGACGGCUCGGACAAGACAGGGCAGGAAGUAAAAGUCAACCAAUCAAACGACAGACGCAGACGUGUUAGCUUACCAAAUGAUUCCACUUUAAGGCGUGACCAACAACGUGGGCAUCAGAAGAAAAACGAGGGCCGACCUCGGAUGCUGGACAUACCUGGACGCAUGAAGGAUCGGACGGCUGCGUUACAGGCCGAAGCACGUGAACCUGGCCCCACCUCUCCUCACGCCAUCGCUGCCGCCGUAAUGUCUCAUCUGGAAAAGACCCUCCCUAGUACGACCAAGGAGAACUGCAAUGACACAGACAACAGGCGAAAAGCCUCGGGGAAAGCGACCGGAAAUGCUCAGUCGCCCACGAAUCUGAGUAGUCGCAGUAGCAGCUAUAGUAGUAUCGUGAGUGACGGUUCGUCCUCCGGCGGGGACCACGCGCAUGCGCUCAAGCACAGGCUCACGUCCACCAAGUCUAUGCCAGUAGGCGACAGGAGCAGUCCGUCUUUGCUGGACAACGGCUUUGAACAAGGCUCUGGAAAACACAGGCAUCCCGAGCGUCUGGGUAUGUCAGCUCUGAGGCGAAGUCCCUGGUCCAUUUCUAGUGAUUCUGCACUUGCCCCUGGCGCCCGCAGUCCAGUCAUCCAGCGUCCAUUCAAGUCCCUACGCCAGCAAAAUGGUUCCCCACUGUACGAGAGCCAGCCAUUCCGCCGAAACAGACCGCAGAUCGGAGCUAACGCCAAGAAAACGCAGGGGGUCUAUGAUCUCAGCACCUUCGGUGUCUCGGACAGAUCAGCCGUGACCCGAGCAAGGCCGAGCGUCUGGUCGCAGAUGAGUAGCUUUAAUGGUAACGAGAGUCUCUUCAGUUCUCCCCCAGCCCAAGAUGACCACUUCAGCAUGUCCGGACGGCCUGCCAAUAACUGGGUCAACUUCCUUGAUGUCGACCGGGUGACGCCAUCCAUCGCCCGCACAGACACACCCAACAACCGGACGGUGUCCGAGAUCUGGGAUGCCGGGAACAUGCCGGCUGAGGGCGACGGUUGGUCGUUGUGUGGUCCUCCACUCCAUCCUGAGUUCAACCCGAGAGCCGAGUGUGAGUCGGACCCCGUGGACUCCCUCUUCAGCGAGGUCCCCCCUGAGUGGUCCACCCUCCCGUCCCCUGAGCAAAACGCGUUUGGUGGUGACUCAUCCUGGGCAUCACCUGAUAUGUCUGCGAUCUGGGGGGAGCAGUACUCCAUUCCCAGCUCUGAGAGUCUCCCAGUAAGCAGCGCUUAUCAGCCAUCCGGUACCCAGUCCCCCACCAGCACGUUCACCAGCCUCGCGGACCUGGGCUCUGGAAUGAUUUGGCCUCAGACGCAGUGGUCUAACGGCAAGGAUUAGGAAAUGAGAUUGCGGGAUAAUUUAAUGACGCGCUGGCCGAGCCGGACUAUGUUGCUAUAAUUUUCACGCGUGUCGUAAGCGUUGGUCAUCAGCAGAACGUAAAACGAAUAAUAGCCCAGGCUGGGGCAAGCGAACUGGGGCAAGCGAAUGGAGACGAGGCUUUCGGUUAAACAGCGAAACCAUAGUCGGCACUUUACUGUUACCUGCAUGAGAGUCUAAGAUAAGCGUCUCUAGGAAAAAAAGCCACAAGAACCCUGUUAGAUACUGUUUUUUUCUGUUUCGGAGUUUUCCUUUUCGGUCGGUUGCUCUGUCAAUCAGCAAUUAGAUAACAUUGAAUUCGAGAAGAAAUUAAAACACGCAGCCCUUGCAAAAUUCUACUGGACACCCGUUAGGAAUACACGGAAAAAAACUGUCCACUUCGGUAUUGCUUGUUUUAAAUUGUGCGAUUUGUAUUAUUCUGCGAACUCUUGUCGUAAUUUUGUUGCUUUCUGGCUUUUGUCAUUCAAACUAACGUAACGAUUUUGUGCCUUUUGGUUGGCCAGCUGCUUGCGGAUAAGUGGGGUUAUUGGAAAUCAUUUCAGUGUUGGCCAAUGAAAACGCUUCGAGGAGUUUAAAUGACGGAGGCAAAAAGUCGAUUGAGCUAUUGAAAAUCGUCGGCGAGAGCUCGCAGAAUACUGAAACCCGCCUUAGUUCAAACUUUCGCCUCUUGCUCGGAGCGGUUCUAUUCUCAGUCGCCCUCUGUCGCCUGGGGACGAAAACGCUGGCCCCUUCAGUAUCCCCCGCGCGGUUUAAACGCUGCGGUCUUAUAAAAAGUGAUAAAGCACACUUCCGUCUAUCUUGCUGUGUAAGCGAUAUUUAUAAGUCACCCUUUUAUGGUAUUUAUUGUGUUUUAGCACACCGGACUAUUCCACUUGUCAGCUAUGUUGUUUAGGACUUUUUUUAAAAUUGGUCACGGUUUUGUACUGUAAAGGUUUUAUACUAGUCGUUGGUAAAUAAAGCGUUUUGUAGAAUGA
Nematostella vectensis (starlet sea anemone) is the source of this 6511-nucleotide messenger RNA. Its product is annotated as transmembrane protein 131. The record is from RefSeq and is a predicted model, not a curated record. Gene Ontology annotation, cellular component: membrane. The coding region runs from base 54 to 5498 and encodes 1814 amino acids. NCBI's taxonomy places the organism in Eukaryota, Metazoa, Cnidaria, Anthozoa, Actiniaria, Edwardsiidae. The transcript has 30 exons.